UGUGGCCAGCUGCUGGCUGCAACAAAUUAUUAUUUUUUGUUUUUACCACUUAAAGUGGGGUUUUUAACAGGGAAACCAAGAGGAUCUCGGCCUGGGAGAGUUCCAAGUGAGUGCUGUGAGCCAGGAGCGAGUGGAGCCUCGCGAGGAGUGUGCAUCGGUAAAGGCAGCCCCUAUUUUAGGGGCCGGAACAUGACAGCGAACCGAUUGGUUGCCAGGCAACGAAAAAAGGCCCAAACACAAGUUACGUUACGUUUCCUUACACUUCCUUCCGGUCCUGUUACUGCGCCGUAAUAUCCAAUUGGAAAACCCAACCAUUGACAUCAGGAAAAUAGGAAUACCUCUCCCAUCCCAGGAACUCCAGCAGCGAAAACAAACCAAAGAAGAGGCUCUGCUUUCGAAUCCGGAAAAUGCGCCACUAACCGGGGGAUACCCAGGAGCCGAGCUCCUUCACUCGAUAUGCUACCGGAAGUAGAGUCCCUAGACCAAAAGAAAUCCUAAUCACCGUUGUUGCCUUAUCUCUUCGAAAGAGAGACUAAAACUUAGGGAGAAGGGACGAGCUUACUAGUCAUCGAAUUUAGAGCACCGAAGGUGCCGAACAACCUGAACGGGAUUUCCUCCUCCGCGCACCCAACCACACCACAAACCAAUGACCACACGCCUGGCCCCGCAGCGCCAAUUCAUCAUCUCGACGCGCUCCGCCAUCGUGGAUGCCACCUCUCCGCCGGAGGACCCUGCCGAGGAGCAGCUGACUGUCGAGGUGGAGAGCGUAUCCGCCGCGAACACCUCCGACUCGCCGCCGCCCACCGAGGAGUUUGAGUUUUGCACCGAGGAUGGAGUCGUUGUCUCGGCCACCCUGGAGGAUGUUAUGACGCAGAACUGCCAGCUCCUGCAGAAGAAACUAGGGGACGACGACGACACGGGAGUGGGAACGGGCCACGACAGCGAGCAGCUGGAGGUGAUCCGCGUGGUGCUGCCCAUGGAUGCCGGCGACUCCAGCAGCGAGGCCCACCUCCACGGGCAUGUGGUGAACAGCAGCAGCGACGCCAUCGGAACGAUAACCACCACGGAGCCCAACGGCACCACGGUGACCCACUCGAUUCCCAUCCACAGCAUGGCUGACCUGAGUGCCUUGAAGGACGGCGUCGAUCUGGCCCAGCAGGUGGCCAAUGGCCAGGUGACCGUGGUGCAGGCCACCGAGGACGACGAUGGAACGCCCUUCAUCACAGUGACUGUUUCCGGUCAGGAACAGAACUACCAAGUGCAAUAUGUGGACUCUGAGCUGUACCACAGCAACUCUAGUCAGACGCAAAUGACCUAUCCGUUCUGCCCGGUGGGCGAUUACCAGGGCAACGGGCAGACGGCCUACUACUCGACCACGGGCCAGUAUGGGACAGGCUCCUCGGCCGGGGGCGGAGGCGGCUCCUCGAACGGGGCCCACUCCACCACGCUGCCGUACCUUGUUCCCGUGGAGGAGAGCCUGCUGCUGAACAGCACCGCCCAUUCGCUGACCCAGGCACAGUCGCAGCAGGGCCAGUCGCAGGGGCAGGUCACAGGACGCGGCGACUCGCCGCACAGCCUGACGGUGAGUAGGAGUCGGGAGUGGGAGGAUGCGGUAAUCACUAAUCGGAGCCACUGGGUGCAGGAGGUCGCGUACAUCCAGGAGGCGCAGAGCACGCCCCAGACGCCCACCUCUACCACGACCACGCACUCGGCCAGCGGCGGCAGCCUGGGCACCGGAGGCGGGGGCAACUCCCCGGCAGACUCGGAGCAGAGUGCGCUCGGCAGCAGCAACAAGAUUGCCUCGGCAACGAUCAAGUGGCUGUCACGCAACUACGAGACGGCCGACGGGGUGAGCCUGCCCAGGAGCACGCUGUACAACCACUACAUGCAGCACUGCAGCGAGCAGAAGCUGGAGCCGGUGAAUGCUGCCAGCUUCGGCAAGCUGAUACGCUCGGUGUUCUCCGGCCUGCGCACACGUCGCCUGGGGACGCGCGGCAACUCCAAGUACCACUACUAUGGCAUCCGCAUCAAGCCUGGCUCCCUGCUGAAUCACCAGACGAUGGACGACAAGGCUAUGCUAGGCUCGGGCUACGGGCCGUCCUCCGGCGGAUCUGGCUCCGGUUCCGGCGGCGGCACUUUGGCCAGCGUGAGUAGCAGCACCGCCGGACAAAUGGGACCCAAUGGCCUGGGCGGCGGUCCGGGACACCGACACAGUGGCGUCAAGAAGCACACAUUUAAGCCGGAGGCCUACGAGGCCUGCAUUCAGUAUAUCGGCGAUGGGAGCAGUGCCCUGCCCUCGUUUCCGGCCAUUGAACUGAACCACAGCUUCAACAGUGAGCUGACCCUGGAGGACGUGGACACAUUCCGUGCACUGUACCGGGAGCACUGCGAGUCCUUCCUGGACGCCGUGCUCAAUCUGGAGUUCAACACCGUGGAGUUCCUGCUGCGCGACUUCUGGCGGGCCAGCGACAACAACAACCUGGACGAGUGCGAGGAGGAGAAGUACUUGAGCAAGUCCAAGCUCUACCUGCUCUGCCACUGCGCAGAAGUGCAGAAGUUUGUGCGCGAGGUGGACUAUCAGUUCUAUCAGAACACUGUCGACGUCAUCAUUCCGGACGUGCUGCGCUCCAUUCCCAACGCCCUGACCCAGGCCAUCCGCAACUUCGCAAAGAACCUAGAGAUCUGGCUGUGCGAGAGCUUGAUGGGUGUGCCGGAGCAACUGGUCCAGAUCAAGACCAGUGCCGUCUCGGCCUUCUGCCAAACCCUGAGGCGCUACACUUCGCUGAACCACCUGGCGCAGGCCGCCCGCGCCGUCCUCCAGAACGGAGCCCAAAUCUCUCAAAUGCUCAACGAUCUGAACCGCGUGGAUUUCCAUAAUGUGCAGGAGCAAGCCGCUUGGGUGAGUCAGUGUGCUCCGGAUGUGGUCCAGCGCCUGGAGAAUGACUUCAAAGCCGCCCUGCAGCAGCAGAGCUCUCUGGAGCAGUGGGCCAGCUGGUUGCAGUGUGUGGUGGAGUCCGCCAUGGAGGAGUAUACUGGGAAGCCGAGCUACGCCCGAGCUGCCCGGCAGUUCCUGCUCAAGUGGAGCUUCUAUAGCUCCAUGAUCAUCCGGGACCUGACUCUGCGCUCCGCCUCCAGCUUCGGCAGCUUCCACCUGAUCCGCCUGCUCUUCGACGAGUACAUGUUCUACCUGGUGGAGCACAAAAUAGCCGAGGCACAGCACAAGACAGCAAUCGCAGUAAUAUGCGAAAGAAUGAAAAAAGACAUGGACUUUGAGUUCGAGUGCCAGUUCGCGUACAUCACCAGCGACACGGAGCAGCAGACUACGCCCAGUUCGGCCAGCAGCGUGGGCAACGAUGUGGUGGGCAACGAGGCCAAGCGGCUGAAGCAGGAAUGAGGCGUCGCGAGGCCUUGGAAGGGAGUGCUCUUAGUGUUAGCCAGUAAUCAGUAACCAAUCACCAGUCAGUCAGUCAGUCAGUCACAGACCUUCAGAUCUGCAUUUAGUAGUCGAACCGUGUUGUAUAAUCGUAACCGUAUUCGUACCCUAUCCAUGUGUGUUAGUUUAUAGCCCUAAGUUCCCAACACUCACAGCGUAGUCAGUCGAAAUUUUAGUGGUUAGUUCAAGGCAAGCUCCAGAGCUCGUUGGCGCUGAAAGCACUCUUGGUGGAACUGUGCAUUUCUGUCGAGG
Molecule: messenger RNA, 3685 nt
Organism: Drosophila bipectinata
Lineage: Eukaryota; Metazoa; Arthropoda; Insecta; Diptera; Drosophilidae
Gene: Rfx
Product: regulatory transcription factor Rfx
Biological process (GO): regulation of transcription by RNA polymerase II
Molecular function (GO): DNA-binding transcription factor activity, RNA polymerase II-specific; RNA polymerase II cis-regulatory region sequence-specific DNA binding
Source: RefSeq, a predicted model, not a curated record